AUGGCACCAGCAUCUGCUUCUGUGGAGGGCUUCAGGCUGCCUCCACUCACAGUGGAAGGGAAAAGGGAGAAGACGCACACAGAGAUCAAACGCGACGAGAGCCAGAAAGCAAGAGAGAGAGGAAGAAAGUGCCAGGCUUUUUUAAACAACCAGCUCCCACGGGAACUAAAAGGUUCGUGGCCCACCGCUCCUUCGCAGUCCCUGCCGCCACCGUCCACGCUCUGCGUUGUAGAGAAGACAGUGGGUCGGAAGAGCGCCAUCGCCGCCAGUGUAUGUGGGGCCCUUUUUAUCAGGUACUGCGUCUACUUUGACCACAAAAGACGAAGUGACCCCAACUUCAAGAACAGGCUUCGAGAACGAAGAAAGAAACAGAAGCUUCCCAAGGAGAGAGCUGGGUUUUCCAAGUUACCUGACCUUAAAGAUGCUGACGCUGUUCAGAAAUUCUUCCUUGAAGAAACACAGCUUGGUGAAGAGUUACUAGCUCAAGGUAAAUAUGAGAAGGGUGUAGACCAUCUGACAAAUGCAAUUGCUGUGUGUGGACAGCCACAGCAGUUACUGCAGGUCUUACAGCAAACUCUUCCACCACCAGUGUUCCAGAUGCCUCUGACUAAGCUCCCAACAAAGAGAAUUGUAAGUGCUUAGAGCUUGGCUGAAGAUGAUGUGGAAUGAGAAACAAAUGUCAACAUAAUAAA
Molecule: messenger RNA, 692 nt
Organism: Pan troglodytes (chimpanzee)
Lineage: Eukaryota; Metazoa; Chordata; Mammalia; Primates; Hominidae
Product: mitochondrial import receptor subunit TOM20 homolog
Biological process (GO): protein targeting; tRNA import into mitochondrion; intracellular protein transport
Cellular component (GO): mitochondrial outer membrane translocase complex
Molecular function (GO): transmembrane protein transporter activity
Source: RefSeq, a predicted model, not a curated record